Pocillopora verrucosa is the source of this 8899-nucleotide messenger RNA. The record is from RefSeq and is a predicted model, not a curated record. Lineage: Eukaryota; Metazoa; Cnidaria; Anthozoa; Scleractinia; Pocilloporidae.
AUGAUUAUCCUGCUUCAUUUUUUCAUAGAUAAGGAAUCCUUAGAAAAGGAACUUCAAAAAAUCGUGGCGACUCUUAACGAUCAAAAUGAGUACAUCGAGAACUUGAAAAAAGACAUCAGCAAACACGAAAAAAGCCAGAAGAACCUCGAAAAAGAUAAAACUCGUAUAUACAAUGACAAGAUUUCAGUUGAGGGCCAACUGGAAAAGAAGCAGAUUGAACUGAAGCAGUGUAAACAGCAUCUUCGCAGAUUUCUCGCCGAAAAAAAAGACAAUAUUAAAAUCAGUGAAGCAGUAAUUGACCAGACCGAGGAAACAGAGGAGACGAAAUCCAUUACAGGUUCAAGCGAGGAUUUUGCCUCGACUGAUAUACUGCAGGCUCAAGUGAGAGACGCGCGGAAUGUGGCGCAGAAACUUGAAAAGGAAAACAAAGAACUGCAAAGAAAGUUGGAAUCUUUAGAUGGUAACAGAAAGCCGUUUAAAGAAACUGAUCCAUCGAGUGAGGUCGAAGACAUUCAGACUGAACCUUCUGCUGCGGAGUGUCCCAACUGCUCCUCUUACAGAGACCAGUUGACCAGUCAGUUACAACAGAUAACGGAGAAGGAACAAGAAAUCACGCGCACUAAACAAGAGUUGAAUAAAUUAAGAUCGCAGCCGCGUACUUCUAAGAAAAAGGACAAUACCACCUCUACAAAAUCUGAAUUGACGCCGGCUGAAGCGCAGGCAAAAAUACGGUCUAAAAAGACAUCAACCACAAAAGCCGUGAAUCCAACCCAGAUCUCAUCCGAAAACGAUACAGGGUCUAGUAUGGAAGAAAUAGAGGAGGAUCAAUCAGAGCCGGGCGGACAGAAAAAAAACAAGACGGCUAGAAGGAGCAAAAAGUCAAGGAAACGGAAAGAGGAAGAAGAGGAACUGCCACUCGACGAUGAAGAAGGGGAUAAAAGUAUCGAGGAAGAGGAUGAUAACGCUGCCAAACCAAGAAAGGCGGCCGACUUAAAAAGAGAGGAGGAGAGGAUAGAAGUGAAAUCAAGAGGACGUAACUCAGUUUUGGGUGAAUGUAGGGAGGAAAAGGCUCCUUACGUGACCGUAAGAGAGGCAAAAGUGGUCACGCUCGCUAAUAAAGGGACUCAGACCAGUCAGUAUGACCGCAAGCUGUAUGAGGGCAUAAGUCAGCGGCAAUCUAUUUCACGACCGCCACCGCCGCAAGAUGACCGACUUUGUGAUGAAAUAUCUGGAUUUGUCGAAUACGGAUAUGAUCUUGUUGAGCAAGGAGCGAAGACCUUGCGAACAGUGACCGAGAAACACCUUGGUGAAAAAGCAAUGGAAAUAUUGGAGUCCAUUGAUGCUGAAAAUAUUCCGAUUGAUAAAGCUAGAGUAAUCAGGGCUCUUGCGUCAACUGAGCAAGGUAGACUGAACAGGCUUGGAAACAAAAGAAGGCGCAGACUAAACAAGCUUGGGAACAAAAGGAGGCGUUCCUCAUUACAUUUGAAGCGGGGCGGAACCAUUCCAAGGGCGUCUAAACAUCAGAUAUCAAAAGACGAAAUGACUGGAAAGGAAAGAGAAAGUAUUAGCGCUGAAGCGGACAGCACUUAUCCUGAGGUGGUGUCCUCUGAGCAAACAGCGCAGAAGGUAGAAGAGCAUGAUAGCGUGACAGGAGAGAGUAUCAUAGCAGCCACGAAAGAACAAGGGAAUUUAGAGGUUCAAAAGGUAGACACGACUGACAAGAAAGAGCCAGGGAUUCCAAACCUGCGCAUUAACAAUUUCUUCCUUGGUCAACUAGCCUCUGAAGAACCCGGUCAGGCUUUCGACGCAGAAUUUGUCAAGAAGAGUCAAUGGAACACACUGAAUGACAUUCUUCACUUGCUCCCGCCCUACUCAAAAGUACCGAAUAAAGUAAAAGUUAUAGCCGAGGGGUCAGCAUCAGGGGCGCCGUUGAGGGAAGACCUAGUGAAGGGACAGUUGACAGUGAUGGCACAACACGCUAUUGAUACGCUUCAAUCGACAGCCAAGUUGGUGAACCACGAGUUACAAGAUGGUAAACGACUGUCAACUGUUGAUCUUCCGAAGAGAAAAGAAGAAGUACCGAUAAUAGGGAGACAAGCUCUUCCUAGGCUUGAAGAAGCAAAGGAAACCAGAGACAGCGAGGCUGCCAUUAAACCCGAGGAAUCUUCCUUUUUCACACCAAUUACUCCCCAAGUGUCCAGCUAUCAGACUGGGGAAAGAAUGCCAGUGUCCACAGUACAACUCUCUCAAGGAGGAGAGAUGAUGAUCAUUGGAGCCACGCCCAACCCCAUCCCUCCUACAGUCUCUACAACCAAGAUGAAGAGGCGAGGAAAGGUUAAGAACUGGUCAAGACGAGAUUUGUUACUCAAACAAAAGGAGAUUAUGGACAAGGUUUUACAUGUAGAUGCCAGAAUUGCCGAUUUGAGGAACAUAUUUGAUGGCAUGGAAGAACCUCAGAGACAUAGAGGAAUACCACAAACACUAUCACAAAACUUUCCCUUGCAAACACACUCUGUUGCCCUACCCUCUCUAACAAAUAGUUUUCCCCUAUCGACACACUCUGUUGCCCAACCCUCCCUACCCCGAGUAUUACAGAUACAAGGAGCAGUUGGUCAAUCUUCAAUCAAGGUGGAUGUCACAGGGGAGGCACCAAAAAGGGAAGAACAAAAUGAGGCUACAAAGCUACCAAUUAUGAACAACUCUCUUUGGCAGAGGAGGCAGUCCAUAGCAAAGUUUCCUUCACAAACUCUGCGCAAACCUUCAACACAACAACAAACAAAGCUACCUCUAUUAAAUAUUGGUCACUUCCUAAAAGUUGAACUGAAACCGCUACUGUUUACAUGUCGCGGCGGAUAUCAGAGACAGCGGACGCAGAGAGAAUCAAAGCACUGUCAAGUCAUUGAAGUACAAUCUCCCAGUAUGUCGGACUUUAAGAAAGCCCUGUCAUCGAACCAAGGGUCGCUUUCUGGAAAGAAUGAUCGUGAAAUUUCACAUGAUCCUGUCAAGGGCAUUAACGACCCUGAAAUAAGAAGAGCGAAAACAGAUUAUGUUUACAAGACAUCUAAUUCUGCGACUACAGAAGAAACGAUUAGAGUUACAGUCGAGGAGCUUCCGGUCGACGAAGAUUUCAAAACACGAUUCUUCGAGGCACAAGACAGGCUUGGAGAGCUUGAACAGGAGUUAAGAAAUACUCGUGAAAAACUACGCAACCUCGAGAACGCCUGUGAAAAUACCGAGGAGAAGAUCGGCGUAUUGAAAAACGCGGCAUUUUCUUAUCACAGGUCUUUCUCAGAGCAUGAAGUGACGAUCAAAACGGUUGUGGAGGAAAAUAAGCUGUUAAAAAUCACCAUUGAAAAGUUUGAGGCGACAAUUCGUGGUUACAAAGAGGAACAAGAGAAAGUCGACGAAAUUAAAAGGGAUAACGAAAAUCUCAAAGAUCAGCUUGAUGAGGCGAGAAAGGGAAACGAUGAUUUAGUAGAACAGCUCGAUAAAUUGCAGAAGGAGUACGACGAUUUGCGUGACAACAACGGCGGCGAAAAAGACAAUAUCUUGCUGGAAAUGGAGUCCCUAAAGCUCAAAUACGGAGAGAUCGAAACGGAAAAUGAUAAUCUACUGAAAGAGAAAGAAGAAUUGCGGGUCGAAGUAGAUGAUCUUGAACGGCGACUGAAGGACUUGCAAAUUAAAUUGUCGGCCGAUGACGAAGUUAUCGAGGAAAUGAAACAACAGAUUGUGGAGUAUCAUGUGCAGAUUCAACAGUCAGAGGAAAACUGCAACAACAGCCGAACGAGAAAUAUCGAGCUUGAGAAAGAAAUGUCCAUUCUGCGAGGCCUUGUAACCGAGUUGGAAAGUAGCUUAAAGGCAGAGAAAGAUAGCCGUGAAAGUUUGUUCCGCGAGGGCACCAACAGGCUCGAUAUUCAAAACAAGAAGAUUACACAGCUGGAGAUGAAUCUCAAAGAGGUUUGCAAAGAAAAGGAACUUCUCUACCUCCAGUUUGUGGAUAGUAAAAACAAAGCCGAGAUGGACUCCAAGCAAUGCACUAAGCAACUUAACGAAACCCAUGUCCGUGCUGAACUAUUCCGGAAAGAGGUGUCUGACAAGGAAAAGACGAUUUCUUCACUGAAGGCUGAAAACGGAGAGUUAAGAGAUGAUAUUGCUCUGCUACAGAAGCAAUUAGAAGACCUUCAAGAUCGCGAUCUGUCGAAGUUUGCGGAGGACCUCGACAAGGCGGACGGAAAUGAUGACGACGAACUAACCAAAUUAAGGGAAGAAAACGAAGAGAUGACGCAAGAAUUGGAGCAACUGAGAGAUGAGGUGAUUUCUUUACAGAGCGAACUGGCUGAGAGAUACAUAGAGGAAGAAAAACCUAGGAACGAAGAUCCAGAUGAAAUUGUGGUUGAGCACCUUCGAGUUGUUCAGAGAGUUCCACUGGCACCGAAUGAGGAUCUGAGUGAUUCCGAUGACUUUGAAGAGCAUAUAGUUGCGGUUGGAGAAACUCCUCAACUUGCAGCUGUUCCAAAGGAGUCUGGAGAUUCGUGGUCCAGUCAAGACUACUCCAAAUCGCAGAUACAAGAACUCGAAGAGCUUCUGGAGCGCACUAAGAAAGAGAAAGAAAAAGUCGAAGAAUGCUUAGAAGAGUCCGAAGAAAGAGCUAAGAAGACCACGGAGGAGCUGUCUAAGACCAUCACGCAGCUAAAUGAUCGAUGUGAAGAGAUGAGAAAGGAGCUCAUAGAGAAAGAAGCUGUAAUAAAUGAGCAACGAAAAGAUCUUGCUCAGGAUAAAAACACCAUCAGUGACCUGGAGGAAAAACUACGAGAGCAAGAAUACAUCGAAGCGGAGCUGGAAAAAGCAAGGAAGGAACUCUUAGAGCUAAAAUCACAGGAGACCAUCGAAGACUUGAGUGAAGAAUAUGAGAAAUUAAAAGAGCAAUACCAAAAGCUGAUGGAAGAUAAAAAGAAGUUGAAAGACAACAACGAAGAUCUUCUUGAAAAGAAAGCAGACAUUGAAGAGCAGCUAGAGGAAAUGAAAGUUAAAUUCGAUAAAGGGAAAGAGAUGUACAACACUCUGUGUGACGAGAAUGAUGACCUGAAGAAAGACAACGACGAUCUUCAGAAACAAGUCGACAAACUAAGGGAAGAAGUGAAAUAUCUCGGUGAUGAACUGAAAGAGGAAGAGGAUUUGCAUGUCACUGAGAAGGAAAAGCUGACCGGCAAGAACAAGGAACUAGGAGACAAGAUCCGUCGAUUGGAGGGAGAAAUAUCGGAUUUAAAAGCCAAGUUGAGAAAAAAGGACGAUGAUGAGAACUGGAAGGAAAAGUUUGAUGAGUUAAAGCGAGAGAAGAAUUCCCUUCAAAUCGAGAAGCAACGCCUGGAACGAAACUUGGAAAGAAACGACGAUGAACAUGAGCAAACUAAGACCAAGUACAACAAAGUUCGACGUGAACUCACCGAUGCCCAAAGUGAGACCGCCAUGUUGCGCCGACAACUGUCGGAACUGAAGCUCACCAAGGACUCUGGAGACCUGGAAAAGGAACUCAGGAAACUCAAGGAAACGCUACGAAAGAAAGAAGAAGAAAGCAAAAACCAUCUAACGGAGCUUGAAGAGCUGAAGCGAUCUUUGUUUCGUCAGACGAGUGAAGACGGUUGGCAGGAAAAGUUUGAAUCUCUGAAACUCAAACUAGACGAAGUUGAAGACGAAAAGGAUUCCUUGCAGAAAGAGAAGAAUAAUCUUCAAAAUGAUCUCCGAAAAGAUUCAGAAAAACUCGCUGAGCUCGAGAUAAAGCUGAGCCAGGCCAACAUGGAGAUAGAGGGGCUAAGCAAGGAUUUCGACAAAUCACAUACAAGAAUCACUCAACUGGAAAUUGAGCUUCAACGAUCUUCUAAACAGAAACAGCAAGCCGAAGAGCAAGCUAAAUGGAUCAAGAAGGAGCUGUUGACAAGAGAAGAGACAAUUAGUAAACUAGGAAAAGAACUGAAUGAAAAGAUGGAGGACAGUGACAAAGAUAACCAGAUAAUCGUACUCGAGAGAGAGAUACAACUCCUUCAAAGCAGAAUACCAGCGUCGGAAAAGGACGAAUCUGUUCUACAUAAUCGUAUCCGGUUCUUGGAAGACAGCGUCAAGGAAAUUAAGGAAAAACUCGAUGGAAAGACCGUUCAACUGGACAAAUGUGAGAAGGAAAAGGAGAGCCUUAGUGUUCACGUUGUUGAACUUUCAAAAGAAAUUCAGGUCCUUUACGAGCGAUAUCAGGCGAGUCGCACAGAAAUCGAGAAACUCCGCGCUGGUCUUGUUGCGGUACCGGAAAAGACACCGGAAACCACGUCCCUAACUAUUGAUGUUGAAAGGAAACCCGAGGUGCAAUUAGGUGUAUUCGUACAAGAACGUGUUCGCAGUCGUGUUGUUACCCCCGGGCUUGGUCGUAGUACUUCCGAGCUGGAGAUUUCCAUCAGCCAGUUGCCAGGAACUGUUGUUAUUGGAGAGCCUGUUGCAGUCACUGUGGACUAUGGUUCAGAGGGAAACCCUCUGGUUAGUCAUCCUGUGGAACUCACUGCAUCCGAACCAGAAGAUAACGAUGAAGAUAGCUUCUCUCACGAAGGUGACGAUGAGGAUGUUCCUCCUGUUGUUUACUCAGCCCCGCAAGUUGAAAGUGCCCCACAAUUCAAUUUCACAUCUCCAUCUACCGACCCAGAGCGAAUUCUCGUGAGUGCUCAAGCCCUACCAAGGCCUCAGCUUCCUAAGAGUGUUGAUCCAGAAAGGUUCCCGUUUCUCAAGGCUUCCGGAGUGCGUCUCAGUGGGGGAGCCUUUCAACCGGUACCCAGCCGAAAUAACAAUCAACCAGGGCAGACUCUACAGGAAGAACUAUCAGAUAAGGAGCUGAUACCAGAGGGAAGAUUUAGGGCAUUCAGCAAAGAGGACCAGUUUAAAUUGGAUGGUCUCUUACACGCGCAUGCGCACCAUCAUGACCCACCUGACGUAUACAAUGAUGUAUACAAUCAGCCGCCUGAAAAUGGUGUCGGCAAUAACAAAGAGUAUUAUCCCGAGGAGCCAAAUGCACGGGAAGAAAGAUGGCCCGAACCCCCACCGUACGACUGGGAGGAACCACCACUGCAGCCCCCACGGGAGGCUUAUUCUUACCAGAGUAGCCCCGGUGGGGAGCAUCCUGACGAUUUUGACGGUCAGGUGGAAAAAUAUCCAGAUCCGCACAAAGUACCCCUCCGGAAACCGGAGGGCUCUUACAAAAGGAGAAUAAUAGGCGUCUAUGACAAUGACGGAACGCUCAUCGGGUAUCAAGACGUCUAUGAAGAAGUAACCGAUGAAUACGCAGAGGAAAUGAAUGGAGGAGUAGUGCCUUACCCGGAACCCUACGAACACAGGGGGGUGCCACACCCAUAUGAACCUGAGCAACGUCUUCCUAUCAAAAUUCCUUACACAAAUGAUACAAGAGGACCUGAGGAGGAUGAACCAGUAUUUUACGAAUACGACAGCAAUCAAAACGCAACCAAAGACCAAUGGUUCAGCCCUCAGCCAGGAGAACGAGUUCAAGAUAACAGAAAACACAACAAAGAAAGUGGCAGGAGCUAUAGACAUGGCUACCCUGAGCCAUACGGAUAUCUAAAUGGUGAUGGAGCACGCAGGAACAGGCCAGCCAUGGUAAGCAGCCAGUACGCUAGCGGCACUUAUUUGUAAAUGACUGGAUUAGAAGUGGAACAAUCACUGAGCGCUGAAGGUCCUCAUUAUUUCGGUUUCGUAACAAUGGAUCAUGCUUUAGAUCAUUUUCUAAGUAAAUAGCAGACAACAUAAAACCUGGACAAAAGAUUAGGUCCAAUUGAGCUGAUAAAGAGCUUUUCCUUAUUAUCAAGGAUUAGAAGUGGAACAAUCAUUGAACGCUAAAGGUCAUCAUUAUUUCGGUUUCGUAACACUAGAUCAUGCUUUAGAUCAUUUUAUAAGUAAAUAGCUGAUAACACAAAACCUGGACAAAAGACUAGGUCCAAUUGAGCUGAUAGAGAGCUUAUCCUUAUUAUCAAGGUAUAGUAAUUCCUAUUCAGUCAGUCAAAAAAUUGGUUUAGAUCGGUCGAAUGAAUCACGGAAGACUAACGGUGAAAGGAAAAAGUUGAUAACUUUGCUAGGUAUCAGAAAUGGAAAGUAAGAGGGAUUUACAAAUAGAAUGAUAAAAUGGAAAAAGAAGAAAAAGAGCAGUAACGGCUUUUCCGUUCUUUGCGGUGAAAAGAAAGCUAGCAUAGUUCUUCAUUUUGGGUAUACCUGCGAAUCUUCUCAAGUAGUUGUAUUUGCUGUGUAGGUUUUUUAAGGUAGCGAGUGACUUGUUUCCAGUCGGCUAUUAAAGUGCGAGUAAUUUUUUCCCUUCUAUUUGAAGCUAAAGCUGUGCUGCUCUUCGAUAUAAAAUUAAGUUUUUCGACCAUCUUUAUUUAGACAAAUGCCUCUUGAAAUUUUUUAAAAUUGUUUUUUAUGAAACGGCUUUAUUUGCCAUCUUGUUCUUGUAUACUCACCUUAAUUUUAUAACCACUGAAGCAUAAAUCUCCCAAUUUUUAGCUUGUUAUUGCUUCAUUCAAGAUUUAAAAUGGCGUUCAAUCUUGAGGUAUAACAUUCAAAUUUUAACUAUUAAUUCCAAGAAACAAUUUUUGUCAGUAAGGACAAUAAACACUUCAUGUUAUAGGGGAUUUCAACACAAUCUUCCUAGGUCCAGAGAAGAUUAGUGAGCGAUUAGUUGUGACAAUGGUGUGAUAUCCAGUUGACAGUGUAACAUGCCUUUGAAGGCAAAGUGAGUUCGUGCGGAGUGGAACGACAAGGAACUUAUAACCGAUAAUAGCAAGCACUUUAUUGUUAAGAAUAUUAUUUUACAAAAUUAUUUUUUACGUAAUAAAUUUACGGGAAAUUUUCGUACUUAUUU